UCCAAAGUAUUGAAUUGCUCUAAUUGUAUAAGAAGAAAAAAAAUCCUACUCCUCUUCCUACCCCUCUCUCUCCUUUUCCAAGCGCACUUGACGUUCUUCAUUGAGGCGCCUUCUAAUACUUGUAUCCCCCAUUGAAGCAGAUUCUAAGAUAUCAAUUAAAUGGCUUCCUCAGAUGAAGAGAUAACUAGAUUAUACAGAAUUCAGAGGACAAUAAUGCAAAUGUUGAAUGACAGAGGUUAUAUUGUGGCUGAUCAUGAGCUCAACAUGUCAAAGCAGCAGUUCAUUAGUAGAUAUGGUGAGUUUUUGAAGAGGGAUGCUCUUUCUAUCCAAAAAAGCAAACGAAAUGAUAGCUCUGACCAGAUAUAUGUUUUCUUCCCUGAGGAGCCUAAGGUUGGUGUUAAAACAAUAAAGAAUUACGCCAAUAUUAUGAAAAAUGAAAAUGUUCCGAGAGCAAUUCUGGUGGUCCAACAGAACCUGACUCCUUUUGCCAAGACUUGCAUAAGUGAAAUGUCUUCAAAAUUCCACCUGGAGGUUUUUCAGGAGGCAGAGAUGUUGGUUAAUAUCAAGGAGCAUGUUCUUGUUCCUGAGCAUCAAUUGCUAAAUGAUGAAGAAAAGAAGACCCUGCUCCAAAGGUAUACAGUCAAGGAAACUCAGCUACCAAGAAUUCAGAUGAAUGAUCCAGUUGCAAGAUAUUAUGGACUUAAGCGUGGACAAGUUGUGAAGAUUAUUCGCCCUAGUGAAACAGCCGGAAGAUAUGUCACAUAUCGAUACGUUGUAUGAUUUAUGCCGUCUCACAAACAUAUUCCAGACUCUACCAAGAUUGGUAUCUGUAGUAACAGUAGUAAUUGAGGAGAACUUUACCAUUUAAGUCCAUGGUAUGGUUGAGUUUGUCAUCCUACAGUACAAGUGUCCAGAAGGUUUAUUUCCUUUUGCAAUGAUCUGCCAGGUGAAAGUUAUACUAGCAUGUUAUUAGUUAAAAAAUAGUAACAGCUCCUCCUAAAACUUAGCUUUGUGUAAUCCAUCGAAUUUUAGCUCUGAUUGUUUACUUGCUGUUAAUUCAUAUUGUGGCACCUGCAAUAUACCGUAUGUAUCAGUGCCAAAAGAAAAUGUUCAACACUUUUUAUUCACAAUGGUGUACCCUUCCUUUUGACGAACAAAAGCCAAAAGAUGGUCUCACUCUGAUGAAUAAAAUAGGCUCAACUUUUUAAGGCCUUAUUUAA
Molecule: messenger RNA, 1220 nt
Organism: Chenopodium quinoa (quinoa)
Lineage: Eukaryota; Viridiplantae; Streptophyta; Magnoliopsida; Caryophyllales; Amaranthaceae
Product: DNA-directed RNA polymerases II and IV subunit 5A-like
Exons: 5
Coding region: 160-780 (206 amino acids)
Biological process (GO): DNA-templated transcription
Cellular component (GO): RNA polymerase III complex; RNA polymerase II, core complex; RNA polymerase I complex
Molecular function (GO): DNA binding; DNA-directed RNA polymerase activity
Source: RefSeq, a predicted model, not a curated record